AUGGCCAAGUUGACCCAACUAUACAUUAAGGAGAUUGUGAGGUUGCAUGGAGUACCUUCAAGCAUAGUUUCAAACGGAGAUCCGCGGUUCACUUCCCGGUUUUGGCAGACAUUGCAGAGUGCUUUGAGAAAUGGGGAAGCAGUGCUUAUCGGACCAGAGUUGUUAGAACAGACCACUGAGCAAGUGAGAAUGGUGAGAGAUAGAAUACAAGCCUCUCAGAGUAGGCUGAAGGCUUAUGCAGACCGUAGGAGGAGACCCUUGGAAUUCACAGUUGGAGAUCACGUAUUCUUGAGGGUGACCCGAACCAUUGGUGUGGGAAGGCCUUUCCGCUCAAGGAAGCUUUCUCCUAAGUUUUUGGCCCUUAUCAGAUCUCGAGGAGGAUUGGUCUGUCGAGGAUAUGCAGAUCAAGAGAAUCUCACUGUGGAAGUACCACCAGUGGCUUUAGAGGAUAACCGAGUAGAGGAAUGUCGAGAAAAACUAAUCAGUCUCGUCAAAGUCAUCUAG
Molecule: messenger RNA, 504 nt
Organism: Vigna unguiculata (cowpea)
Lineage: Eukaryota; Viridiplantae; Streptophyta; Magnoliopsida; Fabales; Fabaceae
Source: RefSeq, a predicted model, not a curated record